Molecule: messenger RNA, 1200 nt
Organism: Trypanosoma grayi
Lineage: Eukaryota; Euglenozoa; Kinetoplastea; Trypanosomatida; Trypanosomatidae
Product: Tbingi protein
Exons: 1
Coding region: 1-1200 (399 amino acids)
Molecular function (GO): RNA-DNA hybrid ribonuclease activity; nucleic acid binding
Source: RefSeq, a predicted model, not a curated record
AUGGAACGGCUCCCGACCCUGCUGGGCAUCACAUUCCAGAAAUGCCGCGGAAUGAGCUCACAUGUGGCACGCCUACAGCAGCAGAUCAACCAGCGACUCAUGCAGCUAGCGGCUGUCUCAUCCUGCAGCUGGGGACCGAAAAGAGACNCACUGCGUGCCUUCUACUUGGCUCUAGUGCAGGCCAAAGCAAUGUAUGGUAUAGAAGUAUGGUACUGGGACGCAUCAUCCACCCCGCGAGCUACUCUUAAUACCGGGCAGCACAAAGCCUGUAAAAUAAUGGCCAGCCCUCCUAAAGGUAGCCGCACAGAAGAUGCUUUACUUGAGGCCAACUUGCAGCCACUAAGCGCGACAGUGCCAAUCUGUACCCUCAAAUAUAUGCUCCUGUGCGAAACGCGAGGAGGGGCGGUACGCGACAGUGCCAGAGUGGUAUACCCGACGGAACACCCCGUACGACAACUGUAUACCACCAUCAUGGCACCUUACCCAGAACUCCAUAUUGAAGCUAGGAUCCCGCCCCUGGCGCCCCUCACGCUACGGUGGGCAUCUCGAGCACUGUUUCACACAUCGCUUGAAGGUGUCACCGCGGAGGACCCGGACGAGGCCAAACUUCAAGCAUUUACCAGAUGGAUAGCCCGACAAUUCCGCAGGAAAGAACCUGCACCACCUGAAAGGCUGCACUAUGAGCUAUGGGCGGAUGGCUCCGUCAAACUAGGAUUGAAAUGUGUCGCAGCAGCCAUGAUCUACCUCAACGGAGAGCUCAUCGCCCAAGCAAAGUCAGGUGCAGGACCGAUUGCGUGUAGCUACCGAGCUGAAUCCAUCGCAUUGCAAGUUGGACUGCAGAAAUUGCUGGACAUCAUUCCCCGUCGCAACACUCGACCGUGCAGAGUGUCUGUCUUCACGGACUCCCUGUCACUCCUCAUGGCACUCCAAACAGGUCCCCUGACAGUAACAGACCCCAUAUUACGACUACUAUGGAACCUGUUAUUGGACCUCCAACACCGCAAGGCACGCAUACGGCUGCAAUUUAUAUUUGGUCACUGUGGCGUUGCAAAAAAUGAGGCAUGUGAUAAGGAAGCCAAGACGGCCUCUGACCUACCACAGCGCGGGGACACGUGGAUACCGGAUGUAGUAGCGCUGGCGGAACGUCACAUACGCAUUCAACAACGGAAACCAUUCAGCUAUUGCUCUAUAAUUUUCUGA